CCCCCACUGACUUCUCUGGCAGGACCACAUUGGCUGUCCCUGUCGGACCUGAAGUGCAGAGUCGAUUGCUAAAGCAGCACAGCUGCCCUGGCUCCCUCCCAGCAAGAACCCCCAGACCCUCCUCUCUCAAAAGGAAAGGGACUUCUGGGUCCUUUUAAAAAAAAAUUCCACCUCCCUCCCCCAGGGCUCUUCUGCAGCUGCUAGAGAGAGAGAUGCAGAAUGAAUGAACUUCUGGCUUGUGGAGGAGGCACGGGAAGGAAGAUUGGAGGGUAACUGCCAGAAACUGCUGUUUGUGGGAUUUUUUUCCUUCGCCUUUCUCUCCACGACAAACCUGUCCUUUCUGGGCACCAACACAUGGGCUCCCCUUGCUGGGCAGAGAAGCAGCUGGAAACAGUUUCCCUGAGACGAGAGGACUGGUGAACCCAGUGCUUCCCAGCUGGGCGGUCUUCAGCGAUGCCCAUGCCUUCCAGAGAGCCGGGCCUGCAUCCCAGAUACCACCACUAUGCUUCCCACAGCCCUUGGAGUCAGCUCCUGUCCAGCCCCAUGGAGACGCCAUCCAUCAAGGGCCUUUACUACCGCAGGGUGCGGAAGGUGGGCGCCCUGGACGCCUCCCCGGUGGACCUGAAGAAGGAGAUCCUGAUCAACGUGGGGGGCAGGAGGUAUCUCCUCCCCUGGAGCACACUGGAUCAGUUCCCGCUGAGCCGCCUGAGCAAACUCCGGCUCUGCCGCAGCUACGAGGAGAUCGCGCAGCUCUGCGACGAUUACGACGAGGACAGCCAGGAGUUCUUCUUCGACAGGAGCCCCAGUGCCUUCGGGGUGAUCGUGAGCUUCCUGGCGGCCGGGAAGCUGGUGCUCCUGCAGGAGAUGUGCGCGCUGUCCUUCCAGGAGGAGCUGGCCUACUGGGGCAUCGAGGAGGCCCACCUGGAGAGGUGCUGCCUGCGGAAGCUGCUGAGGAAGCUGGAGGAGCUGGAGGAGCUGGCCAAGCUGCACCGGGAGGAGGCUUUGCAGCAGCAGAGGGGGGCCCACCGUCCCACCUCGCAGUCCUCGCGCUGGGGCCUCUGCAUGAACCGGCUGCGCGAGAUGGUGGAAAACCCGCAGUCCGGGCUGCCCGGGAAGGUCUUCGCUUGCCUCUCCAUCCUCUUCGUGGCCACCACUGCCGUCAGCCUGUGCGUCAGCACCAUGCCCGACCUCAGGGCAGAGGAGGACAAGGGUGAAUGCUCUCGGAAGUGCUACUAUAUUUUCAUCGUGGAGACCGUCUGUGUGGCCUGGUUCUCCCUGGAGUUCUGCCUGCGGUUUGUCCGCCAGGACAAGUGUGAGUUCUUCCAGGGGCCCCUGAACAUCAUCGACAUCCUGGCCAUCUCCCCAUACUACGUGUCGCUGGCGGUGUCUGAGGCCCCGGAGGACGGCGAGAGGCCGAGCGGAAGCUCCUACCUGGAGAAGGUGGGGCUGGUGCUGCGCGUGCUGCGGGCACUGCGCAUUCUCUACGUGAUGCGCCUGGCCCGCCACUCGCUGGGGCUGCAGACGCUGGGGCUCACCGUGCGCCGCUGCACACGUGAGUUCGGCCUGCUCCUUCUCUUCCUGGCCGUGGCCGUCACCCUCUUCUCCCCUUUGGUCUACGUGGCCGAGAAGGAGUCCGGGCGGGUGCUGGAGUUCACCAGCAUCCCUGCCUCGUAUUGGUGGGCCAUCAUCUCCAUGACAACGGUGGGCUAUGGGGACAUGGUGCCUCGCAGUGUGCCGGGCCAGAUGGUGGCUCUUAGCAGCAUCCUCAGCGGGAUCCUCAUCAUGGCCUUCCCGGCCACGUCCAUCUUCCACACCUUCUCCCACUCCUACCUGGAGCUCAAGAAGGAGCAGGAGCAGCUUCAGGCCCGCCUCCGCCACCUCCAAAACACUGGCACGACCAGCGAACAUGAACUCCUGGACCCCCACAUGGCCAGUGAACGUGAGCUCAUGGACGAUGUCAACGACCUGAUCCUGGAGGGUCCGGACUUGCCUAUCAUGCACCUGUAACUCGGCACCCCCUGUGACUACACGGUAACCUCAGUCGCCCUGCCCGAAACACGCUCAAGGGUAUCCCGCAUAGACCACCUAGUGGUGUUUCUAGAGCGCUGGGGAAGACUCCCAAAGCUGGAGGGGCAUAAGGCCACGGAGGCUGUGUGUCUUUGUGAUCCUUGCCCCUCAGGGCCCUGAUGCCCCAGGCUGACUGUGUCCGGCCUGUUUGCCUUUUCCUCUCUCUCUGCCCAUCUACUGAGCACGUUCAAUCCUGCUGCAGUAGCUCUGUCUACCUUCAUUCUCUUUUCCUUCCCAGCAGAGGCUUUAACAUUCCAGGCUGGGUUCUGCAUGCCCACAGAACCGGUAACUGGUAUUUGCAUACUGAACCUACUGAAUUUCAUUAUUUCCCUAAGACCCUCUUUCCUGGGCCAUGCCACCACCAGAAAUCGAAGGUCCAGUCACUGCAAACCCCUCUGAUCAGAUCUUCCCACCCAACCCUUCCACAGGUUCUGGAGGAAUUAGUAUGUUCUCCUUCGGCUUACCACCACCAGUGGUAUUUCCCUAAUGCAGCUCCCUCCCUGCCAGCUCUGAAAGCUUGUAGCUAAGAGGGCAGAAUUGGCCUUUUUGCAGUAAAUCCCACGUUGAAGCUGGUGCCCUCAAACCUGCCAUCCCCUACCUGGAGCUCAAGAAGGAGCAGGCAUCCCCAGGCAUGCCUGGGACCUGGGACCUGGGACCUGGGCAGAAACCUACUUUCCAGGACAGCCAGGGCCUCCUUGGCCACCUGGGCUCUUGGUGUGAUGUUCUGCAGUUAUCCAGUCCUUAGCCUUGACAGAGAUGAACUCUUUUGGGGUCCACGUUGUCCCUCAAGAAGAUCGUUCCUGCUGCUGGUUCCUCCCACACUGCCCGGGACCUUGGCUUUUCAUCCUCAGCUGAGCCCCCAUGAACUCUGUGUAGCCUUGGUGCAGAAACAAAGGGAAGUGUAGGGUCUGCGCCUUGCUGGUUUCCCACACUAGGCUUCUCUGUGCUGGUGGAUAGACAUUCUUAGCUCACAUCUCAAUGCAUUUGUUUAUUUGUCUGUUCACCUGUGAGCAGAGUCUGCCCUUUGCAUCCAGGGGAGGAGGCAGACGGAGAUCUGAUUCACUGGAGAUAAAGCAGCAUAUUCUGAGGGCAGGCAGGAAGGAGCAAUGCCUUCCAAGCAGCGGGCUCCCAGAGGCUUUGCAGAGACAUGGGCAGGGCUGGAGAGUGGAGGGGUAUUUUGGGAGACAAAGCUGAACAGGUGGGUUGGGAUGAGACGGCAUGGACCUUGAAUGCUUUAAAGAGGACAGAGUGAUGGGCACAGGCUAUGGGUUAGGGAGAUGACAAGGCUGGAUUGGGCAUGAGAAGCCAGUUUGGGAUGGGGAGCCACAGAGCCACUCAGAAAGACAGCCCUCCCUCCUUCAUGGUACAAAUUGUACGUGCUUUCAUCAGAUCCUGGCAUCUCCCGGCAAAACACACCUGGGAGAUGUCCUGAUGGCACUUCCCAGGAGUGACAUGGCCACACAAGCGUUUGCUGUUGGCUGAAAGACCCCUGGAGAAAGUGCACAAGAUCCAAAUGGGACAGCAAAGUGGCUUGGGCCCUGCCAAUCUGUUGAAGUGUAUGUAGAAGAGCGGCCAGCAUUUACCACUGGUAACAAGUUCCUCGCUGUUCAUUCAUUCCGUUAGUUUUUCACAAUGUCCUGCUGUGUGCCAGGCACAGUCCUUGGCUGAUGGUAAGGCCAGGCAACUGUGUGGCAGAGGGCUCUGGCUAGGAAGUGCCCUGCACCAGCAACUAGGUUCCGGGGAGCCCACCUUUCCUUGGAGUCCUCCAGAUGUCCGCCCAACUGAUGUGGGCACAUGUCCCCAUUCUUUUAGACCCUAAUCUUUCCCAAGUUGACAUGUCACCCAGUUACAGAGUGGUCCAGUGGCCAUGAGACAAGGAAAGCCCCUGCACCCUAUAAAAUCCCCAGCCUAGAUGGCCACUCCACUCCACAAAGUGGCAGCAAGAUUCCUAUAAGCAUUCAGUGGAAACUUCAUGUCACAGGCACCUUGGACAGCAGCCAUAGAAGUCUCUAUUCUAGACUAACAUACAUUUAUUUAUUUGGAGACGGAGUCUUGCUCUGUCCCCCAGGCUGGAGUACAGUGGCUUGAUCUUGGCUUACUGCAACCUCCGCCUCCUUGGUUCAAGUGAUUCUCCUGCCUCAGCCUCCCAAAUAGCUGGGAUUACAGGUGCCCACCACCACGCCCAGCUAAUUUUGUAUUUUUAGUAGAGAAUGGGUUUCACCAUUUUGGCCAGGCUGGUCUCGAACUCCUGACCUCAGAUGAUCUGCCUACCUUGGCUACUCCCGAAGUGCUGGAAUUAUAGGCAUCAGCCACCGUGCCCAGCAAGAGUAACGUUUUAAUAACUAUUCUUAGGUAAAAUAGUAAAAGAACAAAGCUUCCCACUUUCUCUCUAGAGGCUAGAUGACUUGUGCACUGGCUGAAACCCAGUGUCUUCACUCUCCAUGUGACCACGGCAGGCUGCUACCCCCUCAGUCAGCUGCAGGCUGGUGUUAGGCUAGAUCUGUGGUUUUCUGACCUGGGUUCCACAAAGCAAGCUCAGGGAUUGUCCUGAGGAUGAAGAAGACUGGCAGCAAAGCAGGCAGCGCUCUGGCUCCUGGGGCAAAACACUUGGAAAUAUCGACGUUGAAAACAACGUGCAAAUCCGCAGUCUCCUCCCCUUCCAAUCAGUGUCCACCCCAGCCCUUUGAACCGGGUGGUAAGCUCACUCUGGAACCAGAGACAAAGCCUCAACAGCCCCUGGAAGGUCUGGGACCCACGUCAGCCCCCCAUGUCUUCCCUGUCUUCUCACUGAAGACAUUUUUUUGUGCUGCAUGCCUGGUGCAAACUUCCUAAUGACAGCUCUGCCCAUCCCUGCAACUGGCUUCUCCCCAAGCAUCUCCCUUCUCCUCUGCUUCACCUACCAGGCGACUUCGCCAAAGUGUGCCAGUGCUAAAGAAAAGUUUAAAACAAAUUAGGUGAAGCAUCACCAACAUUACAAGAUUCUAUAUUGUCUUAAUGUUGAGAUUCUCUGCUAAAUUAGGCGUAGAAAAUUGGAACUGAUUGCUCGCAUGCGGGGCUUAAUUAAACGCUCUAUUUUUUCUCCCUGGUAAUGUCCCAGGAGAUGUGUCUAAAUUGUUUUAGUCUAGCCUUGCCGAGCCGCCUUCCUUUGAGCUGAUUGAAUGGGGUGAAAGUGACAAGCAAGUUGCCAGGCAGUUUCUUCGCCCCAUUGGCAGAAAGGUCCCUUAUGUUACCCAGAAGGGCUUGUUUUCUCUGAGGCCAAUGGGCCAUAACUGGAGCCAAAGGUGGACAUUUUCCAGCUGAAGGCAGAGAGAACAUGGCCCUUGACUCCAAGCCUUUUUCAUGUUGUAUUACAGAUGCGGCUGCCAGAGGUAACUGGGAAAAUCUGGCUCAGCCUGUCCUAAGCAAGAAAGAGUUCAGCCCAAGAAGCGAGCUGGGGAAGGGUGAAUUAAUUCUUCAGUGGCGUGAAAGGGAUACAAGAUUGUACUGGGGACUUCUGGACUCUAAUUCAAUGGCUUUAGGACUUUAGAAUAUGGUAACAGAAAGCUCCAUUGGCAGACAGUAGAUCCAAGCAGGGAGUUUGCAAUGAGGGGCCCGUGCACCUCUGCAGAUGACGUGCAUUUCACAGUGCAAAGUGCCCAGUGAUUCCAUCAGAUUAUCAAAGGACUCAAUGACCCCUCCAGAAGGAUAACAAAUUCUUAAGUAAAUCAACUCCCUCAUUUUAAAAUGGAGAGAUUAAGCCUAGCACCGUAGCUCAUGCCUGUAAUCACAACACCAUGGGAGGCCGAGGUGGGCAGAUAGCUUGAGCACAGGAGCAUAAGAUCAGCCUGGGCAACGUGGCAAAACCCCGUCUCUACAAAAAUACAAACAUUAGCCAGGUGUGGUGGCGCAAGCCUGUAGUUCUGGCUUCUUGGGAGGCUGAGGUGGGAGGAUCACCUGAGCCUGGGAGGUCGAGGCUGCAGUGAGUGAUGAUGGCACCCGCAUGCGCAAUGGAGUGAGACCCUGUCUCCAAAAAAAAAAAAAAAAAAUGGAGAGAUUAUGUCUCAGAGAGGGAGGGCCACCAACCCAAGGUGAUACAGCCAGCUCAUCUAGUUAGAUCCAAGUAUCCCAGUUCCCAGCAGAACGCUCUGUCAUGCUGCUGCUCUGAGGCUCAUCUAAAACAGCGUCCAAGCCUUCAAAGAAAAUACUGGAGAUUGUGACAACUUUACCACGCUGUCCUGAGCAGAUGCCUUGGUGUGCCCCAGGUACUUCAUGUAGUUACACAAAGAAAUUAAUUUUGCCAGACUUUGAUUUUCUCAUUUAUCCCAGGGAGAGGUUAGACAAGAAGAUUAAAGUGCGUCCCAGCUUGGACAGUCUAUGAUUCUGGGAAGUAGGGUCCAUUGCCACAGUUUAUACCAUGGACAGGGGCAGAUAAGAACAAGGAGAGAGGUGAGAAAGAAAAACAGACUCUGUCCCUUGACUAGCCCCCAAAUUGCGCCCUUGGCAAAAAUUGGCAAGUAGUCCAAGUUUGAAUAUAAGUUCACUGAGAUCGCUUUCCAUCACCCGCCCACCCCAUCAGGGCACCUCACCCACCAUGAGGCCUGAUUUUUUUUUUUUUUUUGAGACAGUCUCGGUGUCACCCAGACUAGAGUGCAGUGGUACGACCUCAGCUCACUACAAACCUCCGCCUCCCACCUCUACCUCCCAAGUAACUGGGAUUAUAGGCAUCUGCCACCAUGGCCAGCUAAUUUUUAUAUUUUUAGUAAAGAUGGGGUUUCACCUUGUUGUUGGCCAGGCUAAUCUCAAACUGCUGACCUCAAGUAAUCCACCCACCUUGGCAUGAGGCCUCAUUUUGGAGCAGGCUACCUCUCAUUUGUAGCCUGGCUACCUGGCUGCACACACUCAGAGGCCUCCCUCCAGCAGCGUAUGAACCCCCCCGCCCCCCGCACCUCUUCCUUACAGUGACAUCUUGGGAAACACCUACUGAGAGAUUCGCUUGUUGCAGAGCAAUUGAUUUUGUAACAUUUUACUUGGAAAAUACGUCAAACCCCCCAAAAAGUCACAAGAACAAAAACAGUGUGUAAACACCUGAACACCACUCUUUUUGGCAUUUUGUCCAUCUGCUUUCUCCUUCGCUCCGUCUAGCAUUUUUGUAAUGUCUACACGGUAUUGUUACCAAUAUGUUUACAAGUAAGUUCCCCAUAUCAUGGUCCUUUGCUUUCUAGUUGUCCCUUUAGUUCUGAUUAGUUAAUUGAUUGAUUGAUUUUUUUUUUUUUUGAGACAGGGUCUUGCUCUGUUGCCCAGGCUGGAGUGUAGUGGUGCAAUCAUAACUCACUGCAGCCUGAACUCCUGGGCUCAAGCAAUCCUCCUGCCUCAGCCUCCCCAGUAGCUGGGACUACAGGUAUGUACCACUUUGCCUGGCUAAUUUUUUUUUUUUUUUUACUUUUUUUAGAAAUGAGGUCUCACUAGGUUUCCCAGGCUGAUCUCAAACUCCUAGGCUCAAGCAAUCCUCCUGCCUCAACCUCCCAAAGUGUUGAGAUCAUAGGUGUGAACCCACCAUGCCCAGCAUAGGUGUCACUUUAGAAUGUGGUGACCAGAAGGCUCAGCAGAAGACCACCAGCCCAAGGAGUCCUACCUGGCAGUUUCCACAGGUUCCAGAGGUCUACGGACCUCUGGGGGUUAGGUGCACUUUAAAGUGUUAAGUGUCCAACAAUUUCAUCAGAUUCUCAAAGGAAUCCUUGAUUCCUCUCCCCGCCCAUGCAAAAGGGUAGGAAGCUCUAAAGUGAACCAAUUGCUUCAUUUUAGGAUGGAAAGCCCAAGGAGACCCUGAAGACAUCAGUGUAUAGAGCCUUAGAAUACGGAGAUUCUUACAGAACCACCGUACAGUUCUCAGCUUCAGCAUAAUUAACUUCCAUGCGGUACUUUAUUCUAAACUCCUGUCAGUUCCAAUUUUGUCGACUGACCUAAUAAAAUCCUUUAUAGCCUUGUUUUCCUCCAGUACAGGGUCGAGCCUUGGAUGGGAGGUACUGGAUAUUAUUACAUGUACGGAUCCUACCUCUUUAGUCUCCUGUAAUCUGGUCCAUUUCCCUGACUUCUUUUUUUUUUUAGACGGAGUUUCGCUCUUGUUACCCAGGCUGGAGUGCAAUGGCACGAUAUCGGCUCACCGCAACCCCUGCCUCCUGAGUUCAGGCAAUUCUCCUGCCUCAGCCUCCUGAGUAGCUGGGAUUACAGGCACGCGCCACCAUGCCCAGCUAAUUUUUUUGUAUUUUUAGUAGAGACGGGGUUUCACCAUGUUGACCAGGAUGGUCUCGAUCUCUUGACCUCGUGAUCCAGCCGCCUCGGCCUCCCAAAGUGCUGGGAUCCCUGACUUCUUCGACUUAGUUGGCACUGAAAUUAUGAGAAGAAUGUAGCACACACGCAAGGUCACUAACUGUGUGUUUGCCUGCUGUCUCCUGGGGCUUUGAGGCCACGCACUCAUGGCCAGGACAUGAUAUAAGUGAGGCUGUGUCCCUCUUAGGGCAUCAUGUCUGUGAGUGCCGCAUCCUAUGAGUCGUUUCUGUAGGAGGUGAGCCCAGGAGUAGUGGGGAAGUGACCCCAGGACAUGCUCGAAGGGGAGCGGAGAUUGAGAGAGGGAAGGAAAGGGGGACAGGGGUAGUGCUGGCCUGGCCUAACGACGUUCAGACAAAAAAAAUGAAAUUAAUGUUGUGCCUGCCCCCACUCUGGCAGUCAGAUAGAAUGUGACAGCUGGCCAGGUAAGUGCUAGCCACCCAGAUCACCUCUGAGAAGGACAGUGCAUCCACCUUGCAGAUGAACAAAUCCCCAAGGCUCAGAGUACAUCAUCUUUCUCCAGCUGUGACAAGGAGGGGACCCUCCAUUGUCCCUCCAGAGCCUGGCCAUCGCAGGCCUGACCUGCCUCACACAUUCAUACUUCUAAAAGGACCUUAAUGGUGGCUGGCUGCAUCCUGUGCAUUUUACAGGCAUGGGUGUGGAGGUCCAGGGAGGAGGCACAAUUUGGCAGCCCACACAGCCGGGGGUGACCAUGCCAGGACUCAAAGCCCAGGCUCUGAACUCCUGGUCUGGUGUUCUCAGCUCUGUGCCACCCAACCCCCACCCAGCACCUGCCUCUAUCCAGUGCUGGGGUCUGUACUUGACGUCUAACCCAGGUGCACCUCCAGGAGUCUAAUGUCGGUUAAAAAUAAAACAAGGGAAGCUGCUGUCCCCGCAGGCCCUGUGGCCUCAUUGUCCUCUGCGCUGUCCAUUCUGAGGCGGACUUUGCUGAGUCGAGCUGAGCCCGGCCCUGCCUCUGUGACAGCCUACUUCCAGAUGACACGUGGAGAGCUGUGGAGUCAGUUGCUCCGCAGCCGUGUGGCUUUCAUAACUCACCUUUGCCAUAAGGGGAACAAAGCCAAGGGGAACGCUGGGCUCCACGUGAUAUGACUUGGAAUGAAUUCACAUGUCCUGGGCUAAAAUUAGCCAAUCUUACCUCUUCCAAAGGCUUCCACUGUACUUGGCCAAUGACCAGCCUGAAAUCGGGUUCCCUCUGGGAAGUUCAGCAGCCUCACCUUGCACCUGCCUAACCAAGCACUCAGGGCUCCCACCUCCCUGCACAUCUCAGAGAAACACAAAACGAUACCAAGGAGUGAUGUUGUGGCAUCUCUGGCAUACUGGGUGGGGCCACUCAUGAGGCCUGCUGGGGUUGACACUGAGUAUGUGAGAGAUUCUUUCUGGAAAGGGGGUGGCAGGAGCCAGGUGUCACUCACCUCAGCUCACCAUUAAGACCUGAGUCAAAAGUUAGGGCUAUAGGCCCGGCAAGGUGGCUCACGCCUAUAAUACCAGCACUUUGGGAGACCGAGGCGGGCAGAUCACAAGUCAAGAGAUCAAGACCAUCCUGGCCAAUAUGGUGAAACCCUGUCUCUACUAAAAAUGCAAAAAAAUUAACUGGGCAUGGCUGCACGCACCUGUAACUCUCAGGAGGCUGAGGCAGGAGAAAUGCUUGAAACCAGGAGGCAGAGGUUACAGUGAGCUGAGAUCAUGCCACUGCACUCCAGCCUGGCAACAGAGUGAGACCCCGUCUCAAAAAAAAAAAGGAUUUAUCCAGGCAUGGUGAUGCAUACCUGUAGUCCCAGCUACUCAGGAGGCUGAGGCAGGAGAAUUGCUUGAACCCAGGAGGCGGAGGUUGCAGUGAGCUGAGAUUGCGCCAUUGCACUCUAGCCUGGGCAACAGAGUGAGAGACUCUAUCUCAAAACAAAAAAAAGCAAAAAACGCUGGGCCUAUAAUACUAGCACUUCGGGAGGCCAAGGCAGGAGGAUUGCUUGGGCCCAGGAGUUCAAGACCAGCCGGUCUCAAACUCAAAAUUACAAGACCAACUCAAAAUUACAAAGUAAUUGUGUGGGAAACACAGCAAGGCUCCUCUCUAAAAAUAAAAAUAAAAAAAGAAGUUCUUUUUUAAUGAGGUGGGCAUAGUGGUGCACAACUGUGGUCCUAACUACUCGAGAGACUGAGGCGGGAGGAUUACUUAAGCCCAGGAGUUUGAAGAUGUGGUGAGCCAUGAUCAUGCCACUGCACUCCAGCCUGGAUGAUAGACAAAGACCUUCUUUCAAAAAAAAAAUUGGAUGGAGCCGUAAAAAAGGUGGGUGGGUUGGUUUCCGAGGCAGUAUCUCUUAAGUGCCCACCAUGCACCAGAUAUUCUCACUCUUUGGAGACAGUGGUGAGUAAGACAGAUGUCUGUGUGGACCCAGGUGGUGGAUGGAGGGGAGGUAGAAGGCAGAGCACAAAUACAUGAAGGCAAUGGCUGGAUGCAGUGACUCACACCUGCAAGCACUUUGGGAGGCCGAGGUGGGAGGAUCGCUUGAGCCCAGGAGUUGGAGACUCACCUAGGCAACAUAACAAGACCCCAUCUCUACUGAAAAAAAAUUUAAUUUUAAUAAAGGCAAUAAACAAGACAAGCAUGACUGGUGACAAGUCCUCGGAAGGAAGGCCAAGUGAUGAGGCGGAGUCGUCAUAUGUAAGGGCACGGGGUUGCCAUAUUUGCACAGGCUCCUGAGGAGGUGCUUCUCGGUUCUCCCAGAUCUUGGAGGUCCCUGUGAGGCAGACCCUGAGGCAAUGAUUUGACUGCAGGUCUUUCAUCCGAAGAUGAUCCCAGGGAACUGAGCCAGGGGAGAAGGAACUGAGCCAGGGGAGAGGGAACUGAGCCAGGGGAGAGGGAACUGAGCCAGGUGUAUCGGUCUGUUUACACACUGCUAAUAUAAAGACAUACCCAAGACUGGGUGAUUUAUAAAGGAAAGAGGUUUAAUUGACUCACCAUUCAGCAUGGCUGGCGAGGCCUCAGGAAACUUACAAUUAUAGCAGAAAGGGAAGCAAACACGUCCUUCUUCUCAUGGUGGCAGAAGGAGAAGUGACAAGCAAAAGGGAAAGCCCCUUAUAAAACCAUCAGAUCCUGUGAGAACUCACUCAUGAUCACAAGAACAGCAGAAGGGUAACUGCCCCAUGAUUCAAUUACCUCCCACCAGGUCCCUCCCACAACACGGAGGGAUUGUGAGAACUAUCAUUCAAGAUGAGAUUUGAGUGGGAACACAGCCAAACUGCAUCAACAGUGAAAGGAAGGCAGUCAGUACAUAACAGUGUGAGCAAGCCCGCAGACCACAUGAGCAACUGCAGUUCAAACUCCUGUGGGGACUCUGGGACACAGUGGAAAUGCCAAGGGCUUGUUGCACAAAAGUGCAUUUCACUCUCAUACAAGACUCCCAUUCCGAUGUCCAAGGGUAACAGCUCUAAUAAUUUUCUUUCUAAAAUAUAGCUGUAAAUAUCACUUAGGAAUGAUUUGUUUCCAAGUUCAAGAAACUCUAUUCAGACUUCAUUAAACAAAUGAACACAAAAUAA
Molecule: messenger RNA, 11922 nt
Organism: Callithrix jacchus (white-tufted-ear marmoset)
Lineage: Eukaryota; Metazoa; Chordata; Mammalia; Primates; Cebidae
Gene: KCNG4
Product: potassium voltage-gated channel modifier subfamily G member 4
Biological process (GO): action potential; protein homooligomerization; potassium ion transmembrane transport
Cellular component (GO): voltage-gated potassium channel complex; membrane
Molecular function (GO): delayed rectifier potassium channel activity
Source: RefSeq, a predicted model, not a curated record